Sturnus vulgaris (Common starling) is the source of this 1458-nucleotide messenger RNA. The record is from RefSeq and is a predicted model, not a curated record. Lineage: Eukaryota; Metazoa; Chordata; Aves; Passeriformes; Sturnidae.
GCCGCCAUGGCAACGGCGACCCCCAAAGUUCCAGAGGUUCGGGAUGUCACCCGGAUCGAGCGGAUCGGCGCCCACUCCCACAUCCGCGGGCUGGGCCUGGACGAUGCGCUGGAACCGCGACAGGUGUCCCAGGGCAUGGUGGGGCAGCUCUCUGCCCGCCGUGCUGCCGGCGUCAUCCUGGAGAUGAUCAAGGAAGGGAAAAUCGCCGGGCGAGCCGUCCUGAUCGCCGGGCAGCCCGGGACGGGGAAAACGGCCAUUGCUAUGGGCAUGGCGCAGGCGCUGGGUCCCGACACGCCCUUCACGGCCAUCGCGGGCAGCGAGAUUUUCUCCCUGGAGAUGUCGCGCACCGAGGCGCUGACCCAGGCCUUCCGCCGCUCCAUCGGCGUCCGCAUCAAGUACGGGGCUAAUUUGGGGGGGGUCUCGCCCCAUUUCGGGGGGUCUCACCCCACUUUGGGGGUGUCACCCCGUUUCGGGGGGGUCUCAUCCCGUUUUGAGGGGUCUCGCUCCAUUUUGGGGAGAAAAACAUGAGAGGGAAUCACGAGGAGGAAAAAAAAUACCAAAAUACCAAUUUCCAUGCCCAGGGACGUCAUCACCAUCGACAAGGCCACGGGGAAGAUUUCAAAGCUGGGACGCUCCUUCACCCGGGCACGGGACUACGACGCCAUGGGGGCACAGACGAAAUUCGUGCAGUGCCCCGAUGGGGAGCUGCAGAAGCGGCGCGAGGUCGUGCACACGGUGUCGCUGCACGAGAUCGACGUCAUCAACUCCCGCACCCAGGGGUUCCUGGCCCUGUUCUCAGGUGACACAGGUGAGAUCAAGCCGGAGGUGCGGGAGCAGAUCAACGCCAAAGUGGCCGAGUGGCGUGAGGAGGGCAAGGCUGAAGUCAUCCCUGGGGUGUUGUUCAUCGACGAGGUUCACAUGUUGGACAUCGAGAGCUUCUCGUUUCUCAACCGGGCCCUGGAGAGCGACAUGGCGCCAGUGCUGAUCAUGGCCACGAACCGCGGCAUCACCAGGAUCCGAGGCACUGCCCACCGCAGCCCCCACGGGCUGCCCUUGGACCUCCUGGACCGGCUGCUGAUCAUCGCCACGGCCCCGUACGGCGACAAGGAGACCCGGCAGAUCCUCAAAAUCAGGUGCGAGGAGGAGGACGUGGAGAUGACGGAGGACGCGUACGCGGUGCUGACGCGCAUCGGGCUGGAGACGUCGCUGCGCUACGCCAUGCAGCUCAUCACCGCCGCCAGCCUGGUGGCCAGGAAACGCAAGGGCGCCGAGGUGGGCGUGGAGGACAUCAAACGUGUCUAUUCCCUGUUCCUGGACGAGUCGCGCUCCACUCAGUACAUGAGGGAGUACCAGGAGGCCUUUCUGUUCAACGAGCUCCAGGGUGAAUCCAUGGAAACGCCGUGACCCCUCCCCCCCCAUUCCCCUCCCCCCCUUUGUACAAUAAAUCUGAUUUAGAGC